Molecule: messenger RNA, 803 nt
Organism: Nelumbo nucifera (sacred lotus)
Lineage: Eukaryota; Viridiplantae; Streptophyta; Magnoliopsida; Proteales; Nelumbonaceae
Product: PITH domain-containing protein At3g04780-like
Source: RefSeq, a predicted model, not a curated record
GUUUCUUUCUUUCUCCCUGAAAAAUCUCUGGUUCGCGACAUCUCUUUGUGCCUGCGUCUUAGCGCGCGUGUGGCUUCUGCCAUGUCUGCCGAAUCCGCAACUGCAAUUCAAAGAAACCAAGUUGAUUUGCUCGACUUCGUAGACUGGAGUGGAGUCGAAUGUCUCAACCAAAAGACUGGCCAUUCUCUCGUUAACGCUCUGAAACAGGGUUAUAGAGAAGACGAGGGUUUGCAUCUGGAGAGCGACGCAGACGAGCAGCUCUUGAUUUAUAUUCCUUUCGCCCAGGUUGUUAAACUGCAUUCCAUCCUCAUCAAAGGUCCUGAAGAGGAAGGUCCUAAGACUGUGAAGCUUUUCGCAAAUAAGGAGAACAUGGGUUUUAGUAAUGUCUCUGACUUUCCACCAAGUGACUCAAUUGUUCUAUCCCUAGAUAAUCUUAAGGGAAAGCCAGUUACACUAAAGUAUGUCAAGUUUCAGAGUGUUCGCAGUUUGACUAUUUUUGUUGAGGGAAACCAAGGCGAUACCGAUAUUACAAAAGUUCUGAAGAUUGUCAUCUAUGGAACAACGGUGGAAACAACGGAUAUGAAAGCGUUGAAGAAAAUCGAGGAUCACUGACAACAUAGAGAGAUUUUAGCAUAUUGCUUAUUCGUUUUUUUUCAUCUCUGUUCGUUAAAUCUUUCUUUUUCUUUUAUAAAUUUGUGAACUGAAACUUACUCAUAACUGGUGAAAGGGGAUACAAAAUAGUAUAGUUUCUCUCUCUGCCUCGAUAAAAUGCAUGACCACGGGGAUAAUCCUUUUUCAUUUGA